Molecule: messenger RNA, 2746 nt
Organism: Halichondria panicea
Lineage: Eukaryota; Metazoa; Porifera; Demospongiae; Suberitida; Halichondriidae
Exons: 3
Coding region: 48-2528 (826 amino acids)
Biological process (GO): DNA integration
Molecular function (GO): nucleic acid binding
Source: RefSeq, a predicted model, not a curated record
GUCCUCUCUCUCCAACUGCUAACGAUGGUUCCCGCUACAUCUUAACCAUGAGCGAUUACUUUACCAAGUGGGUAGAAGCUAUUCCUACACCUGACAAGAGUGCAUCAUCAGUAGCAACAUCAUUGUUCAAGGUAUUUAUGAGAAUGGGUCUGCCUCGGGUAGAUCAAGGACGUGAAUUCAACAAUGAUUUAGACACUAGUCUCUGUUCUCUCCUGGGGAUCCAGCGUCGCCUUACAACUCCUUACCACCCUCAGACUAACGGCUUGGACGAGCGUUUCAAUCAGACGUUGCAAAACAUGCUAGUGAAGUUUGUGUCCAACAAGCGUGAAACCUGGAGUAGCUACCUGGACACAUGUGUUUUCGCAUACAAUACCUCUCGUCAUAAUUCAACGAAGUUUACUCCUUUUGAACUCAUGUUCAAUCGUCAAGCUACUCUUCCCAUUGAUGUAGAAGUCUCAAGCAUUUCUCCUGACCAAGCUGCUCGCGAGUAUCAGCAGCAAAUGCCCAAUCUAGAUGUUACACGUACUCGUGAACACAAUCAUGUACGACUGAGCCAAGCAAAAACCAAUAUUCUUGCCGCCCAAAAGAAACAGAAGGAACUGUAUGAUAAGAAACAUGCACAGCCUGAGAGAUAUAUGGUUGGUCAAUUAGUCCUGAAACUAAAUCAUACUCGCAAAAAGACAAAAGGUGGGAAGCUGAAGAGGUACACUGGCCCUUACAAAAUCAUCUCUGUUAAACCACGAGGUGCAUAUGAGAUAAGCGAUAGAUCAAAGACAGUACUAGUGUCAGGACCCCAUCUCAAGCCGUACAAUGAUCCACCUACUUGCGAUUCUGGAUCAAUGGACUCUGCUCACUCUCCUCCUGAGGACUCUGCUCACAUGACCUCUGCUCACCUGGAAUCCCCUCUUGAAGACUCCGCUCACCUGGAAUCCCCUCUUGAGGACUCUGCUCUCCUGGAAUCCCCUCUUGAGGACUCCGCUCACCUGGAAUCUGCUCGUUUGGACUUUGCUGAAUUACUCCCCCCUCAUGAUGAGGACUCCCCUAAGGUGGACUUCGCUCAAUUGGACAAUACUUGUCUGGACUCUCAUCAUGAUUUCGCUCAUUUGAACAUUGCUCAAUUACACCCCCAUGAUGACUCUAUCCGUCCCACUAAUCAGUCCCAAGAUUGUUUGUCACCAAUAGCACACAAUGGUACAAGUGGCUUGUUUCAGUCAGAUGAACCAUCAUUCUCAUUUAUUGAUCAGGAUGAAAAAUUGCUACCGGCACCACCGCUAUCUCUUAGCCAAAUGAUAUCCAAAACACCGCAACCUCAGUUUUGCAGCACACCAAAACAACCCAAAUCUCAAACUCCAACAGUUCAGGGUGAAAUCAAGAAGAGACGUAUUCUCUCUCUGGCAACUUCUCGUCUGUCCUCUCGUGUCACACCCCUGAAAUCGAUUCAGACCCCUUCCUUGAAAUCAAGUGAGACCCCCCGUGUCGCACCCCUGAAGACCCCUCGUGUCACACCCCUGAAAUCGAUUCAGACCCCUCGUGUGAAAUUGAUUAAGACCCCUCCUUUGAAAUCAAGUGAGGCCCCUUGUGUGAAAUCGAUUCAAACCCCUCGUGGCGCACCCCUGAAAUUGAUUAAGACCCCUCGCAUCACACCCUCCUUCAAGCCGACUCAUCAGAAGAGGAUGUUUCAUCGUAGGCAGGCCAAAAUACCUCAAGCAGUCAUUGAGCGAUCAAAGAAGAACGUCAUUGAUGUGGAUACGUGUACACCAAAAGCCACUAAAAUCCUGUAUUGGAUACCUGAGCUUCGUCUAACUGUCUAUGACAGGGAAGUUCUACUAAAUCCACUUGGAUGGUUGACAGACAAUCUGAUAAAUGCAGCACAACAGCUUCUCAAAAGAGCGUUUCCAGCAGUUCCUGGCUUGCAGGAUGUUAUCAAAGGUAUUGUCUUCUCAUACGAGGUUGAAAGUGGGGAGUUCGUACAGGUCGUAAACAAUCACCAUGGCCAUUGGCUCACAGUCUCUACUAUCGGCACUCUUCACCCAGUGGUUAACGUGUAUGACAGUAUGUAUCGUUCUGUUAGCACGGGAGUCAAAGCUCAGAUUGCAACUUUGUUGCAUACGGAGGCGAAAGAAAUCACUCUAAACUUCAUGAACGUACACAUUCAGGGAGGAGGAUGUGACUGUGGCUUGUUUGCUAUAGCCAAUGCAACAGCUCUUGCUCUUGGCCACUCACCUGGAAGCUUCCAGUACAAUCAACAUAAAAUGAGGCAGCACUUGUUUUCUUGCUUUCAAAAGCAACAAAUACUACCUUUUCCAAUUAAGAAGUAUCGUCGUGCUCCUGACUCAAUUGUGUCAAUCGAUACAUACCCCGUGUACUGCCUAUGCAGAAUGCCAGAGAUGGCAACUAUGGAAAACUGGGUGGAAUGCAGCACAUGCAAGGAGUGGUAUCAUUACGACACCUGUGUGAAUGUUCCUGCCGCCAAAAAAUCAGCUGUUUGGCACUGUAUGCAGUGCAGUGCUAAACUAGUCUUGAACUAAGACGUAACUGUUAACCGUCCAUAAACUACCAUCUGUAUCUAUUCCCGGACAGAACUUCGGCAUUAUAAUUAUAUGUAGUAGUAUAGUCUAGUAACAUUAUUUUAUCAAGCUGUAAAACUGUCAAUCGUUAAUAGAUCUUUCUUUUGAAACAGUUGAAAACUGAGUCUUAAGAAUGUGGAGGCCUCACAUGCUGCAUGCAGCUCUAUCUAGUACACCUG